Nymphalis io (European peacock) is the source of this 627-nucleotide messenger RNA. RefSeq names its product complex III assembly factor LYRM7. The transcript has 4 exons. The coding region runs from base 164 to 532 and encodes 122 amino acids. The record is from RefSeq and is a predicted model, not a curated record. Gene Ontology annotation, biological process: mitochondrial respiratory chain complex III assembly. NCBI's taxonomy places the organism in Eukaryota, Metazoa, Arthropoda, Insecta, Lepidoptera, Nymphalidae.
CAUAUGCACUUGUGUCAGUAAGCGGGAAGAAAAAUUUAAUUUAUUAAUAGCCAAAUAAUUAUUUACGACUCAAUUUAUUCUUUGAUAUUUUUUAAGUCUUAUAAGCCCAUGUUGGAUAUGCCCUUUUAUAUGUUAUUAAAUUAAUUCUGAAGAUAUUUAAAUUAUGACUUCAUUAAAAAGAAUGGUACUCAAAAGCUUUAAACAAUUACAUCGCACUAGAUUAAGAGUUUUUGAUGGAGAUGAACGUGCCUUAAAUGCAGCUAGGUUGAGGAUCAAUGAUGAAUAUCAUAAAAAUAGAAAUGUUGAAAAUGAAGAAGCAAUAAAAGCGAUGAUUAAAUUUGGAGAAGAUGUGGAAAGGGAACUGAGAACUCAAGUUAUUCAAGCAAAACAAGUCAAACCAGGCAUAUUUGAGGCUAAAAUCACAGAAGACACAAUUAAGCUUGACAAUAUUCCAUACAAUGAUGCGGCAAUAAUAAAUGAUGGUAUAAGUGGAGGCCAACCCUGUUGUCAAGAUCAAGCUAAUAAAAAAUAAAUAUAUGCAGCUAUUUAAAACUGUUGUAUGUAGUAUAGUGUAUAGUCAUUAGAUAAGCUUAAAAUAUUUUGUUUAAUAAUAAUAUUUAUUUGUAA